This is a messenger RNA of Epinephelus fuscoguttatus (brown-marbled grouper), 1546 nucleotides long. RefSeq names its product ribosomal biogenesis factor (gene rbis). The transcript has 4 exons. NCBI's taxonomy places the organism in Eukaryota, Metazoa, Chordata, Actinopteri, Perciformes, Serranidae. Gene Ontology annotation, biological process: ribosome biogenesis. Bases 144 to 440 code for a protein of 98 amino acids. Gene Ontology annotation, cellular component: nucleolus. The record is from RefSeq and is a predicted model, not a curated record.
GUGCUGUGAUUGGCUACUCCUACCGCGUUGUAAUUGGCUAGUACUUGUUACGUUGACGUGAUGACGCAGCAGAAAAGGCACGUUUGAUAGUCGCUAGCACAUGAGGAUAACAACACCACCAGCAGCUUCUUAAAUAAGGUAACAUGGGGAAGAAUAAACAAAAGGGGAAGAAGCAGAAGAACGUCUUUCAAGUGGCAAACAAGCACAUGAAGCACAAGAACAAAGCAAAACCUGUCACAACGACGCUCAAACACAUCAAUGCAGUGAAAAAUGAGAAGGUGGAAAACCUCAAUCAAAUCUUCACAGAAGUCCAGAGGGACGUUAAGAGCAUUUCCAAGUCUGUUGCUCCUGCACCAAAGAAACAAACACAGGUUGUCAGAGAGCCACCAAAGGAAUCUGUAAAUGUUGACAGUGCUGCUCAGCUCUUUUCCCAGCUAUAAUAAACCAUGAAAGUGGGACUGUCAUAAAGUCUGAGGACAAACGCAGUGACUGACUGUUGUAUGUCUCUCCAUGUUGGACAUGUGAUAUAACAAAGUUGGUUUACUUCUGAUGUAUUUUGACACUCUGUGCCAAAAUGAGGAUUGUAGAUACAUUGGGGUUUAUGCAUGAAAGUAAAACCAGUGUGUAGGAUUUAGGGGAAUAUAUUGGCAAAAAAUGUGAUAUUAUAUAAGAAGUACAUUUUCUGUAGUGUAUAAUCACCUGAAAAAAAAAAACUGUUGUGUUUUCGUGACCUUAGAAUGAGGUGUUAUGUCUACAUAGGGAGCAGGUCCUCGUCUACAGAGUCUGCCAUAUUGUAUCGGCAUGUUUCUACAGUAGACCAGAAUGGACAAACCAAAUACUGGCUCUAGAUAGUGCCAUUUCCGUUUUCUUGUCGAUCACCACAGUAAGCAACCCCUCCAUGAUGAGAGCAUUGGAAAAACACAGAUUUUUUUUUUUUUUUUUUUUUUAAGUGAAACUGCUUUAUUCAGUAUUUUUACCGGUUUAAAUCACCUGGUUAGUUUUAGAGAGGAGGAAACCGCUGCAGAGAAUUCACUUCCUGGUAAAAAUCUCCUGAACAAUGACCAAAAUAAGUUUGAGCAGAGUGCAAUCUGCAAUCUUCACUGCUAGAUACCACUAAAUCCCCCUAAAUCUUACACAGUGUUCCUUUAAGCCCUCUGUAUAUUCAGUGCAAAAAAAUGUAAUCAGUUGACAGAUUUGUGCUCUGUCAAUUGUGUCAUUGUUUCAGAUGCAAAGGAUGUUUUUUUAUCUUUAUUGAUGAAGAGUCUUUUGUAUAGAAAUGUAUUCUUUUUCUUCGAGCUGCAACUAAUUAUUAAUCUGCUUAAUACUUUCUUGAUUAAUUUAUAACUUCUUGUUUUUAAGAUAGCAGAAAAAAAUAAAUAACUGCCCUUACAAUAAACAAUAAACAGUCCGAAACAAAAAUGUAUUCCGUUAACUUCAUGUAUAUUGAAGAACGUUAGCAAAUCUUCACAUUUGAGCAAAAUGAAGCACUUUUGCUUUGAAAAAUGACUGAAAUGAUUAAUCAUUAAAAGAAAAAAUCCUCUAUUGA